CUUUGUCUCAUCUUUCAGUCUUUCCUAUGAUCAACGAACAAUAAGAAUCUUAUUCAGUGGAUGUCUAUCAUGAGGUUAUGAUUCCGCUUUGAUCUUGAUCUUUUCAACUUUGUCAACCGACUUUGGUCUUUUCUUCUCUUCUCUUACUUCGAAUACGGAACAUUCUUUGAUUCUGCUUGGCCGAUAGGGGAAUUUCAGAGCGGGCGAACACUGCGACUGUCUUAUUCCGGUCUGAAGCUUCCACGCCGGUCUAAUCCUCAAAAAAACAGACGUCAUCAUUCCUCUUCUCUCUCGAAACGCGUCUUCGCCACUGCCCUCAGACAAGUUUAAUAUUUGGUGAUACCUCUUCUCAGUCUUGUGUCUCUUCACCACUUGAUAUCUUUUUCCUCCCCCUUUAGACCUGGAGGCCACCACGUAGACAUGCCUUCGCAGGAGGCUUCACUGGCCGACCCUGCAACGGCGUAUACUUUGUUGGAGAAACUUGGCACUGGUAGCUUCGGGACCGUUUGGAAAGCUUCUCACAAUGAGACCGGACAAAUAGUCGCCAUUAAGAUGAUUGAUCUGGAAUCAUCCGACGAUGAUAUCACCGAGAUUCAGGCUGAGAUUGCACAUCUGUCGACAUGCUCGUCAUCCCACAUCACAAAGUACUACGGUAGCUUUGUGCGAGGAUGGAGAUUGUGGAUCGUUAUGGAGUAUCUGGCCGGAGGAAGCUGUCUUGACUUGCUAAAACCUGGUGUAUUCACAGAACCGCAAAUAGCGGCCAUCUGUCGUGAACUCCUACUCGGUCUUGACUACCUGCACUCAGAAGGGAAGAUUCAUCGUGAUAUUAAAGCGGCCAAUGUACUCCUUAGCUCCACCGGUGAAGUCAAGCUUGCCGAUUUUGGAGUUGCAGCUCAACUUUCCUCUCAUAAAUCCCAAAGACAUACAUUUGUUGGAACUCCCUUUUGGAUGGCCCCCGAGGUGAUCCGUCAAGCGGGCUACGACGUCCGAGCGGAUAUCUGGUCCCUUGGUAUCACAGCUAUUGAGAUGGCCAAGGGUGAACCUCCGUUGGCGGAGUAUCAUCCUAUGCGUGUUUUGUUUCUCAUUCCCAAGGCCAAAGCGCCGAGGCUGGAUCCUCAGGAAGGGUGGAGUGAAGAUUUUAUGGACUUCAUUGCAACAUGUCUUCAGAAAGAUCCAAAAGACAGAGCCACAGCAAAAGAGCUAUUGCAACAUAAAUUCAUCCGUUCGGCACCAAGAACGUCCCACCUCGCCAAAUUAGUCGAAAGAUAUCAAGUGUAUAAAGCUAAUUCGCCCCGCAAAUCGACGACCAUCAGUCAGACUCUCACGAGACAAGCGGCAGGUCACGAUGGCACGACAAUGAUUGGCAACGAAACAAUGCGAAGCGAAUGGAACUUUGACGAAACGAUAAGAGGUACUGUCAGAGGUGUCCCGGUGACACUGGAUCUGGCCGAGAUGGAGGAUGAUGAGUGGGAUCUAAAUGAAGAGGACGAGUUUGAUCAGGCCAGGAGUAUCUUGGAAGCUGCAACACUUCAUGGCUCGAACUUGUCUCUGCCCUCGCUUGAGCGAUCAUCGUCCAACGCCACAGCGUCAUUUGGUACAUCACCUCAAACACCAAAUUCCGAAACUGUAGAUCUGAAAUCUUCAGGUGGUAGCAGUGGUAGAUCCACGUGGAGGGAGAGACAUGAUCAAGGCCGAGGUACAGUUGUCAAGGAAGGUGAUGUGGGGGAUGGCUUCUCGACAGUCCGGCCAGUCAAGAAAGUUGAUGCGGCUGGCUCACAGCGUCUUUCGAACGAAUACAUUGGGACCGGUUCUGUUCGUCGUGCUCCUUCAUCAACACCUUCCGUAACGACUGAGGUCUCUCAAAAACCUCGCCGGCCCAUGACAGCCCGAGGAAGAGCUGGCCAGGCUUUGGUCGAGGAGGUAGUGGUCGGUGUCCUUGAUUCAGCGGCCUCUGGGGAGCAUGAUGCAGCCACUACCGAAGCUGUCAACCUUAUCCGCAAGGGGUUUUCCGACUUGGGUCAGAGCAACCCCGAGAUGGCUUAUCGCCUGGUGAUGGAUAUUCUCGGAGGCAUCAGAUCAAACGAUAUCGUACAUUCACAUAUACGUAACAUGUCCAUGGCUGGUAUAGUGGCUCCUAAGAGUAAACCUUCAAUCCCGCACACGAUCAGGGUGGUGGACCCGGAUCGUACGAGCGAAGAGCCUGAAAGGGUGGAGGAUUUGGUAAAGGAGAGAAGUCCGUUGGCGGAUUUGUUGUAUCUUCGAUGGCUUGAUGGUUUAAGAUUAAAGUGGAUGAAUCCUUGAGAGAGUAAACACGCAUGAUUUGGGGGUUUGUAAGUUUAUGAUUCGUGUACAUACAUGGCAUUUGCAUCUUGUUGUGUGGUCUUUG
This is a messenger RNA of Tremella mesenterica DSM 1558, 2386 nucleotides long. RefSeq lists its product as uncharacterized. Gene Ontology annotation, biological process: protein phosphorylation. The record is from RefSeq and is a predicted model, not a curated record. The coding region runs from base 421 to 2301 and encodes 626 amino acids. Lineage: Eukaryota; Fungi; Basidiomycota; Tremellomycetes; Tremellales; Tremellaceae. Gene Ontology annotation, molecular function: protein kinase activity; ATP binding. The transcript is spliced from 14 exons.